Messenger RNA from Habropoda laboriosa, 1139 nucleotides. It is a transcript of the gene Rab6, whose product is annotated as ras-related protein Rab6. Gene Ontology annotation, molecular function: GTPase activity; GTP binding. NCBI's taxonomy places the organism in Eukaryota, Metazoa, Arthropoda, Insecta, Hymenoptera, Apidae. Bases 142 to 786 code for a protein of 214 amino acids. The transcript is spliced from 6 exons. The record is from RefSeq and is a predicted model, not a curated record.
CUGCCUUGCAAGUGAAGGAAGGAGUGGCUUUGCGAUCUGUCAAGUUAAAUGAUUUCUCGUGAAAAUUAAUGACUCGUUGCAUCAAUUAAGUUAUUCGCGUGUGCUUAGUACUGAUAACUCAUUGUGUAGUAGUUCUAUUAUAUGAAGAAAAUGUCGUCUUCGGAUGAUUUUGGAUACCCGUUGCGUAAAUUUAAGCUUGUCUUUCUCGGUGAACAGAGCGUUGGAAAAACUUCGCUUAUCACACGGUUUAUGUAUGACAGCUUUGACAACACGUAUCAGGCUACAAUAGGUAUAGAUUUUUUAAGCAAAACUAUGUAUCUGGAGGAUAGAACUGUAAGAUUACAGCUAUGGGACACUGCUGGACAAGAACGGUUUAGAUCUUUGAUACCUAGUUAUAUCAGAGACUCUACAGUUGCAGUUGUGGUAUAUGAUAUUACUAAUGCAAACUCAUUUCAUCAAACAUCAAAAUGGAUUGAUGAUGUACGGACUGAAAGGGGCAGUGAUGUAGUUAUUAUGCUAGUGGGUAAUAAAACAGACUUGGGUGAUAAAAGACAAGUCUCAAUGGAAGAGGGUGAACGAAAAGCUAAAGAAUUAAAUGUAAUGUUUAUUGAAACUAGUGCUAAAGCUGGAUAUAAUGUGAAACAGCUGUUUAGAAGAAUAGCAGCAGCUUUACCAGGCAUGGAUUCCACUGAAAAUAAGCCACCUGAAGACACUGUCGAUUUGCAGAACCAAUCACCAAUGCAGAACGGCUCCGAGUCGGAGGGAGAGAGCGGCUGCAUUUGCUAGGGAGGUGGUUUAUCAGUGUGCAGCUAAUUAAUGCUAACUCCUUGAGACAUUCUGAUUACGAACCAAAACAAUGAGAAACGAAAGAAAAAAGAAAAAAAGAAAGAAAGAAAAGAAAAAGCAAAAAUCAUCACACGUACUUAUUAAACAAGAUGCUGGCUUCUUCUGAUGUCUACAUCGUGGCCCAUAAGUUAACGCGCGACGAAGGCACAAAUAAAGAAAAAAGAACAAAAAAACGUUUCAUUCAACACAUAUACACUCGCAUACAUAACAUACACAACGUACACCGUUCUUACCGAUUACUUCUAACGCCCCUCCGCCGCCACCCCCUAAAUUAUUUCGAAUAAGUCGUUUCG